Messenger RNA from Iphiclides podalirius (scarce swallowtail), 1842 nucleotides. NCBI's taxonomy places the organism in Eukaryota, Metazoa, Arthropoda, Insecta, Lepidoptera, Papilionidae. The record is from the annotation of a GenBank genome assembly.
AUGGAGAAAGGCUUUGCCGUCCAAGAUGGUUAUACAUCAUUUAUAACAAAAUGCACAAUAUGUGCUGGAGAUGAAAAAAGUGGUGAUAGUAAAGUGUAUGUGAACAAAGCAACCGGUUAUUUUAUAUGCCCAAAAUGCAAUAUUCAUGGAGAAUGGAAAAUUUUAGAAAGACUUGUGAAACGAGCCAAAAUGGAAACAACAAUAAAAGAUUAUAUAGAUAAAAUGCAACAAAGUACCAGUCUUUUUCAAAAAGACUGGGAAAAAAUUAAAGAAGAAACUACCUCAUUGUCAAAACUAAGUGAAAAGGAAAUGCUAGAUAUUUUUACACUAUUUGAAUUUCCUUACCAUCCAGAUGCUUGUAAAGUACUAUUAGAUGUAAGAGUCUCUGCAGAUAACACAAUAUUGUACUUUCCUUUGAAAAAUGCACUUGAUAUAGUGAUAGGAUAUCGUAAAAUUCAAGCUGGGAGAGAGGAGGAAGCAGAAAACUAUGGGCAACACACAACGGGCCUAUUCUGGUGUAAGGCUCACAAAGUCAGUCACAAUGCCCAAGCUGUUCUGGUCCCUAAUAUUCAGGAUGUGUUGCAUUUAGCAGCACACAAAGUUCCAGGUUCGCUCGUGUGGCUGAAUAACUGCAAUCUGCCACCGGUUGUUCUUCCGACGCUCGAAGGUUAUCAGAAACUCUGCUUGUGGGGCGACUGGGACAACAUGCGUGCGGUCGCUGAGAAACUGGGCGAGGACAGAUGCCGCUUCGUGAGACCCACAGAUGGGCUAGUGACAGCAUCAGAAACAGCCGCCGCUAAUCUACCUCUGAAGACGCUGGUGUCGGAGGCCAAGCCUGCCUCCCAUCGAUCUAUAACGACCUUUUCCGCUUUGAGGGACGACGUCUAUUCAGAACUAACGAACAUUGAUAAGGUGCGCGGUAUAAAAUGGCGUCGCUUUCCCGCCCUAACCCGUCUGCUGGGUGGGCACCGGCGCGGCGAAUUGACCAUCCUUACUGGACCCACCGGAUGCGGCAAGACCACACUGUGCGCCGAAAUGUCGCUCGAUCUCGCCCAACAAGGGGUGAAUACACUAUGGGGAAGCUUCGAGAUACGCAAUUCACGGCUGGCGCGUACCAUGCUGCAGCAGUUCGCGGGUGUACCGCUGGAGCAGCACUUGCAGGACUUCAACAGAUACGCUGACGACUUCCAGAAGCUUCCGAUAUACUAUUUGGCGUUCCACGGACAGCAACCAAUCAAAGUUGUAAUGGAGGCGGUGGAGCACGCGCGCUACAUGCACGACAUCGCGCACGUGGUGGUGGACAACGUGCAGUUCAUGCUGGGCCUGGGCGAGGAGCGCGACGGCGACCGCUACCAGCGCCAGGACGCGGUGGUGGCCGCGUUCCGCACCUUCGCCACCGCCCGCCACUGCCACGUCACGCUCGUCAUGCACCCGAGGAAGGAACGUGAAUCGGAGGACUUGUCCACCAGUUCCAUCUUCGGCAGCGCCAAAGCGUCCCAGGAAGCGGACAACGUACUUAUAAUUCAGGACAAACGAUUAACAGCUGUGCGCGGUAAAAAAUAUUUGCAAGUCGCGAAGAACCGUUACAGCGGUGAUCUCGGAAUCGUCCCCUUAGACUUCGAAAAGGACUCCCUUAGUUAUCAGUCGAAGAGGAAGAAAUCAAAACAGGACGAUCCUGACAAGUUGCUAGACGAGUGUUUUGAGGAGUACUCGAUAAAUGGUCAACAUUAUGAUGUCGAUGAAAAUGGCGCCAAAAAGAGUAAUCAAGUAAACAAAGCGAGACACAAAAAAGAAAACGCAACUACUUACCUAAGUGAUAUUUUAAAUUUGAAUAGGAAUAGA